Messenger RNA from Arachis duranensis, 4000 nucleotides. RefSeq lists its product as uncharacterized. Lineage: Eukaryota; Viridiplantae; Streptophyta; Magnoliopsida; Fabales; Fabaceae. The transcript has 9 exons. The record is from RefSeq and is a predicted model, not a curated record. The coding region runs from base 15 to 3785 and encodes 1256 amino acids.
GCUCGUCUUCCACCAUGAAGGCGAUCCCUACAACUCGCAAGCGUGGCCAUCCAUCUCCUUCCUCACGUUCUGAUACAUUCACCCGCAGCAGAUCCCAGCUCUUCCUUCACCGCAGCCGCUCAGGUUUCCUCCGCCCUGAUCCCCAAAGAACUCGAUCCCGUUUCCUCCGCCCUGAUCCCCAAAGCACCCGAUCCCGUUUCCUCCGCCCUGAUCGCCAAAGCACCCACUCCCGUUACCAGGCCACACUUCCUCCCUCCCAGUGCCCCACUUCAAUGAUUCGACUAUCGGAGAGCGUCGAUGGCAAUAGCGGCGGCGACGACGACAUGGUUUUCCUUAAGGAUCUUAAGAAAAAAACAAAGCUAAGACAUGAAGCUUCUUCCACAGGUGGCGACAGUGAGCUGUCUCGGGUUCUGAUGAAGGACCUUCGAGCAAGACGAGUUUAUUCUCCGCAAUCGAGCGUUGGCGCCUGCUCCAGUCUGGUGGCGGCGGAUAUGUUUGCCGACGGGAGUGGUGUUGAUUCCGACAGCAGUGAUGGGGGAAUGGCUAAUUUAGGGUUUGAGGCGAAACCGAGUUUGGAGAAUAGCGGUUCUGAGAGAGAGGGUUCGAAGUUGGUGGGAGAGAAUGGUAAUUUGGAGAAGGCGUUUUGGUCCGAGGGUCAGAAGAAGGAUGAGGUGAACUCAAUUUUAAGUUUAGUCUUAAACGAGUAUAGAUCUGAUAAGGAUAGUGACAUUUAUGUCGACAACGCGAGUGAGAGUUCUGAUCUGGGGAAAACUGAAUCGCAAGAUGAGAAACGAAGUGAAGGAAUUUCUUUCGAGAAAAUUGAAGAAUCCAAGGAAGAAUUGCUACAAAUGAUUCCACCCGAAACUGAGAUAAGCGCCAGAACAGAGGUUAAAGGAAAGCAACGGAAACAAGUCGAGGAUACGCCUUUAGCUGGAAAUGCUUUGAAAAAUGCAGGCGAGGCUUCUUGCGAAAACCAUAGCGGCAGGAGGAAUGGUUCUGUUCUCAAGAGCAAAUCAGCGCUUAGACCACGCUUCCAGGGGAGGUUGUUCAAAGCCCCUGGUUCGGUCAGUUUCAAAAGAUUGUUUCCAUAUCUAAAGGAGAUAAUGAGAGAUGAUUCUGCUACAGAAGAAUUGGGUCAUUGCCCGAAAGAUGAGAGGGCUAUGGAUGGAAACAAUUCAAGACUUUCUUUGUCAUAUCAAAGUCAAGGACCGUCUAACCUUGAACUGAGGAUCGAUAGUUGCUCCGUGCUUGGAUCUAUGCCGUCUAUUGUUACUGAAGAUGAUGCUGUGGUAGCUCCUGUUAAUGAGUUAUCUCAUGGUAAUGGGUCAGAAUUGACAUCAUCAUCGGACUCUCUUGAAUUGGAUAUGCAAUUCCAUAGCAAAGGCGUGACUAGCGAGUGUUUAUUUGUGCCGUCCAUAAAAGAAGUUGGAAAUGCUCCGUGCAAUGAUAAGCAAGACUCAAAGCAGCAGGGCAGUAAACCUGAUUAUGUCAUCGGUGCUAAUGAUGGUAGUUGUACCAUGGAGCAGUUUGCCGUGUUUGAUGAAGAAUGUGUACUAACAACUCCACCUGAUGCAGAUACAUUUGACAAGCAAGAGAUCAAUAAAUUAGGCCAAUUAGAGAGCAAUGCUCAGGACAUGUAUAAUGUCGAAGCUAUGGAUAUGAGCAAAAGUAAUCAGGAAAAUGCCGUUGAAGGUUUUUCUCAGAAGGCCGACAUGAGAAAAGAUUCUAUUAUUAAGAGUAAAUCUGUACCUAGAUCAAAUUUGCACAGGAAACUUUUCAUAAACCCACGUUCAUUUGGCUACAAGAGGUUGCUUCCUUUUCUAAUGGAUUUCACUAAAGACGAACGGGAUCACCACACGCAUCCUAAAGAAGAUGAGGUGGAUAUCUCUGCCAGGAAAAUACAAUUUCCUCUCUUAUCUCAAAAUCAAGGAGCAUCUAUCAGCAAACACAAUAUAGACGAUAGCUCCAGGCAUGACACAGUUGAAUCUAACAAAGUGGUGAACAAUAUAUUAGUAGAUUCUACCAAUGAGUUAUGUCAUGGUAACCAGCCGAAGUUGACAUCUUCCCAAGAGUUGCCUGAAUUGCCGAUGCAGCUGGAUGCAAGAGAAAUGGUUCAUGAAUGUUUAUCUUUUCCGUCUGCAAAUGAACAUAUUGAAAAUGUUGAGAUAGUUCCUAAAGACGAAUGCUUGAGUGUCUCAAAGUUUGAUCCGCAUUCAGUUAUGGGCUUACACUGUGAAGGUGUUAAUCACGUGCAAAGUAUAUCCUGCGAACAACACAAUAGUGAGUCACCACCCAAAGCUCAAAAUGUGCUUGGUAUUGACUGUAAUGUCUCUAAUCUUACAUUUGAGCAUCAUUCUAGUAAAGAAAAAGGACCAUCUGUUGCUUAUGAUGAAGGUAAACCGUCUGAAAGUCUGGAGAAUUGCAAGACUGUUGGUGGAUAUUUUCUUGAAGGUCAGAGUGUAAAAAAAUUGGAUCCUAAUAAGCCAGAUGUGCAAGAUAAAGAAAAAACAAAUCACAAAAUUUGCAGUAGUGACAAUGCUGUAAUUUUGAAUCAUGUCAGUCUUUUAGGUGAAGGGCCCAGAUCGUCACCGGAGAAAGUUAUAUUAGGAAAAUCAGACAUGGAGGGGCAUGGUGCUGGGAGCCAGAAAGCAGGAAGUGUUCUGAAAGGCAUAGUUUAUGGUGCAAGGAUGCCUUCAAAAGGAAAAAACGAUAAACAUGCUAAUCAAGUUCAUGAAGCCAGAAAUAGCUCUGAAAUUAAGACGAGAUUGGUUAUAAAUCGUUGCUCACAUAUGGAGUUGUUGAAGCAAACAGCAAGUUACAGCUACAAAAGAUUGCUUCCUUAUCUCUCGAAUACCAUGAAAGAUAGUUCAUGUGCUACUGAGAGUGAUCAUUACCCAAAAGUUCAGAAGCUCUUGGAUCAAACAAGCUUAUAUUCAAACAUGCAAGCAACUCCGGUAUGUGAUCCAACUGGUUGUGCUCCAUUAAAACGUUGCAGGGGCAGUCCUUGUGAAUUAAAUAAUGAUAGUUCAAGCCCAAUACUUGAAGUUCCUGAAUAUAAGCCAUCACGCAAUUCAUGCAAAGUGAUUCAACUGCACGAUGAACAGGUUGUAUCAAAUGGACACUGCAAGCCGGAAAGCUCUCCUGGUCCACGGAUUUCUGAUAACAACAUAGAUUCACCAAUCACACCCUAUGGCCCUAUGGCUAUCACCAGAGAUGAAGAGGCUGCGACUGUGUUACCUGCGCCAUCGGUUUACUCUGAAGUUAAAGGAAAUAGUUCUUUCCCGACAUCUCUUAAUGAGGAGAAGCCUUUGGAAACAUGUAGAUCUUGUCAGAGUUCGUCUCAAGCAACGUUCUUGGAUCAACCUAGAGUCUCUAACACUAGCUUCAAAAGGGGAAUUUUGAAAAGAAGUCCAAGAGGAUGCAGAGGGCUUUGCUCAUGCUUGAACUGUGCCUCUUUUCACCUUCAUGCAGAAAGAGCAUUUGAAUUCUCUAGAAAUCAGUUUCUAGAUGCCGAAGAGGUUGCCCAUGACCUUAUAAAGGAACUUUCUCAUUUAAGAAAGAUAUUAGAAAGAUCUACGGAGAGUGUCAACGGCAAUCCUAUCCUUGACAGAAGCCAGGUGAAAGAAGCCUGCAGGGAAGCAUUAGCUGCAGAGCAACUUGCAAAAGACAGGUUUAGCCAGAUGAAUGCUGAUCUUAACAUUCAUUGUAGAAUCUCGAACUUGCAGCGCCCAAGGGUUAGAUUUUCAGAUCAUGUUGAGCAAAAGGUAAUUGAGGCACGCAGAUAAACAGGUGUCUCAUUACAUCUGAGCUUGGAACUCUGUUUCUACAUGUGUGAGGCUAAUCUUGGAAAACCAAACUGCAGGGGAAGUGUUCUGUUGGUAUGCAGUAGAGAAAUUAGUUAGUAUCGUCGUGUAAUUUUUUUAUUUAGUCCUAUUGUUCUUUUUUAUUGUUUGAAGUUGUGAAUAUAUUUUGAUUUGCAACUGGGAACUUUUCAAUCUUA